GUGCUCUCCUUGCAAGUAACGACGCCCACUUCGAAUCUCUUCUAUCCGAACUCGUCGAACUCCCGAGCAUUUGUUUUCGAUACACAAUCAUUCAAAAUGAAAACCACCAGCGCCUUCGUCUUUCUUCUCGCCGCUGUUGCUCCCCUCACAGCCUCGCUGCCGACUUCGAAUACCGAUAUCACUCGUCCUCCUGUUCAGGCUCGAUGGCCCAUCAUGAAGCCCCGGUUUCUCAACGUCACGGAUCCUGCAGAUAUUCCGGAUGACCCGACCCUGCCCGUGCCAGGGAAGCCAGUCCUGGUGCCUGCCGACGGAAGCGUUCUUGUCCGAGAUACAGCUCGCUCCCUAAAGUCGUUCAAACCCCGUCGAAGCGUUAAGAAACGCCAGGAGGAGAAUGGCUUCGCCAAAGCCAUCAUCAACAUCGUCCCCCUCAGUCGACCUGGAUCAAAGAAAAUUUCUCCAUUUAACGGAACCGCUAUUUAAGAAUGUACGAUCUGUCACUUUCAGAU
Messenger RNA from Ilyonectria robusta, 506 nucleotides. RefSeq lists its product as uncharacterized. The record is from RefSeq and is a predicted model, not a curated record. The transcript has 4 exons. Bases 97 to 480 code for a protein of 127 amino acids. NCBI's taxonomy places the organism in Eukaryota, Fungi, Ascomycota, Sordariomycetes, Hypocreales, Nectriaceae.